UGAGUUCUUUAAAUUCAGGGUCGCAGGGUGUCCUAACACAGACAGGGAUCAGAAACAAGAUCAUAGAAUAUCCACAGAAACACGACUUUUGCUCUUCUAAGCCUCAGGCACUUACACUGUGAGGACCAUGUUCCUGGUGAUUCUUGCAAUUUGUUCCUGUGCUGUUACUGCAGCUCCAAGUUUUAGUUCGGGUGGAGAUCAUAGUUUUCCUCAUGAUAUUACAAGCCAAUCUGAACUGACACGGCUCUUCAACACCCCAGUGACAACAGCUGAAAGAGUAACGAGGCCUCUGAAAUAUUUUGGCUGGUUAGGAUUAAAACAUUCAGGAGUAAGAGUUACCACAGAUGAUGGACACCAAUGGCUAAUUCACAAAGGAGAUGGAUAUGGGAUCUCAUCUCAGACCGUUGUCACUGAUGCUGCUCACAUGUCAGAUCGGUGGACAGUGACGGAGGAGAGGCCAGUUGAGGGACGUACAGUCGGAGACUUUGUGGAAGCUGGUGGUCAAAACUAUGAUGUACUCACUGACAACUGCCACCAUGCUUCAAGCAGAAUGAUGGGUCAAUAGACAAUUCUGUUACUAUACUUCAUGGAUUGUAAUUUUAGAAAUGUAUUUAUGAUCCGAGUUAGAAGUCAGUCAGCCAAAUUAAUGUAAAUUUAGGUUUCUUGUCUGAUGUAAAACAAAAAAAUAGAAAGGUAUCCUUAAUCUGCUUGGACUUUAGGAUGCAAUCCUUUCAAUUUCCCCAUAAACUACAAGGAAUCCUCUGGAGAAAGCAUACAUAAAAAUCUUCAGAAUACAAUGCAACAAAAGGUACUGAAUAUAUGGCACAGUCUGACCAGAUUGCUGCAACAUACCUUUAGAGGAAUGCAACGUUAUGCAUUGCAAGAAUUGUAAAAUGGCUGAAAUUGUUCCUGUAAAAUGUAUUAAAAUUAUAUAUGAUUUCAAA
Molecule: messenger RNA, 944 nt
Organism: Rhincodon typus (whale shark)
Lineage: Eukaryota; Metazoa; Chordata; Chondrichthyes; Orectolobiformes; Rhincodontidae
Exons: 5
Coding region: 128-565 (145 amino acids)
Source: RefSeq, a predicted model, not a curated record